Messenger RNA from Penicillium soppii, 1161 nucleotides. RefSeq lists its product as uncharacterized. The transcript is spliced from 2 exons. NCBI's taxonomy places the organism in Eukaryota, Fungi, Ascomycota, Eurotiomycetes, Eurotiales, Aspergillaceae. The record is from RefSeq and is a predicted model, not a curated record. Bases 1 to 1161 code for a protein of 386 amino acids.
AUGCGGUACGCAUUUGUAUUGACUGCUUUCCUUUCUCUUUGCCUCCCCGUCGCGAUUGCGGCCGACCCUCGUUACUGUGAAGGAAAGACGACGCUCAACGACAAAGACUUCACCCUCAAGGAGUCUGCAGAUAAUGUUCACUUGCCUGUGCUCGCGAAAUACUUCAAGUCAAAAGGCAAGAAUGUGAGCGUUACCGCGGUUCUCGAAUCUGCAAACCGUGCGUUGAGCAAAGGCUCGCCAUCGGUUGGUAAUGGGUCUCCCGUCGAAGCAUGGGCUUGGAACUCAGGUGACGACAACACAAAGGAUUGGGUUCCACAAGGAAUCACCAGCUCCGCCGAUGCUUUUGGCAAAGGAACCUGGAAUGACCACAAUGUAUGGAUUGUCAGUUGGUAUCGCGAUAAGGAUAGCGUGCGGCUAAGUUUCGUCGAUCGCAAAACACACAAGUAUCGCCAUGUGAUGCUCGUGUACCCUACUGCCGACGAUGACUUCAUAUCCAUUGCCAUUCAUGCGGGUGGCAUCAUGUGGUAUGGAAAUGUGCUCUAUGUUGUCGACACAAAGGUUGGCAUCCGUGCCUUUGACCUGGACAAUAUUUGGGAGAUUGAGAUUGCGGAUGGCGUGGGAAAAACAAAGGACGGUAAAGGUUAUUCUGCGGACGGCUACCUAUAUGUUCUUCCUCAAAUCCGCUACUACAAGUGGACUGCCGGAGACGCUUCCCCCUUCCGCUUCUCUUGGGUUUCUUUAGACCGUAGCGACUCGCCCGACACGUUGAUGGUCGGUGAGUUUGUGCGUCAAGGAGAAAAAUUUCCGAACACCAAAACCCCGGUCCCUAUCCGCUAUGUCAAAUAUGAUCUAGAUGCUACGACCCGCCGGCUACACACCGACGACAAAGGCAUUGCUACUGCAAGCUGGGCCCAUUGUGUCAAUAUUGUUAACGUUCAAGGUGCGUUUUCAUACGAAAAGACAUUUUAUAUCUCGCGCAGUACCGGUAAAGCCCCCAAAUCAGGCGAUCUCUUUACUUGGGAACAAGGCAAAACGGCGAAAGAGCACAAGGGUUGGUUCAUGGCGGGAAAUGAGGACUUGAGCUUCAAUCCUGUUCGGAAGGAAUAUUAUACGGUCACCGAGUAUGAUAGUGAUCGUUAUAUCCUGGCCUAUAAGGUCUAG